GAGCAGCUGUCUUCCCACCGCCACAUUCAGCUCGCGCCAGUCUCUAGUCACAGUCCGUUGGGGGAAGACACUCCGGUACGCGUCUCUGGCCUUCGCCACUCUGUCACGCCGGGACUUACUAACACUGCGUUGGACUUCAUAUCUAGGCCCAGAGGAUAAUGCGUUACUUGGAGUCUGUGACGCAGGAAACUACUACCAACGAAUAGUGAACACCUGUACACGAUUCGCUUAUUCACCUGGAAAUAGUAAAAACAACAGCAGCCUCAGUGUUAGUGGAGCGAAAGUGCUGCCGUCUUCAUCGAAUCAGCGGAGUGUAUGUUUUGGUUGUGAGUGGUGUGUCACGGCGGCAUCGCCCUGGAUGCGAGUGGUAGCAGGCGCGCCGUGAUGCCUGCCCUGUGUAUCGAGGAGUACGCCGCAGAACCCACUGUCACUUGCUACACAGCGGGACCCAUAUUCAAGAAGAUGAAGGUCCUCAAGAAGUUCAAGAGACGCAUGGGACUAGCGGGUCGGCAGUCAGGAACGUCUAACCUCCCGCCGCUGACCUUCCAUCCAGUCUGUGGGGAAAACGUUCGCAUCGCCAACGACGGCAGGGUCGCGCGGAGAACAGAGAGCUUCUGUAAAGGCAUCGCCUUCUCCAACCGGCCCAUCAGGAUCGGCGAGAGGGUAUGUCUGCGGCUCCUGGAGGUCAACAGCAACUGGUCUGGCGUCAUCCGUUUUGGUUUUACGUCACAGGACCCAGCCGGUCUGCGUGAUGCCCUACCUAAGUACGCCUGCCCAGACUUGACCAAUAAACCAGGCUAUUGGGCAAAGGCUCUAAGUGAACGCUUCGCUGAGCAGGGCAGCAUCCUAUUCUACUAUGCAGACUCCUCAGGCGAUGUCCACUUCGGUAUCAACGGUGAGGAGCGCGGCGUGUUCUUCAGUGGUGUGGACACGCGCUCGCAGCUAUGGGGACUCUUCGAUGUGUACGGCAACAGCACGGCGGUGGAGUUCCUGGAUCCGGAGUCGCAGCUCAACAACCGGGUCAGGAUAGUGAAUGACCUUAGUCCUGGAUCCUCCACGGCCAGCUCCCGGGUCGUGCCCCAAGCCGCGCUGCCUGCCCCACAGUCCCAGACUCAGCCCCCGGCCAGGCCUGACUCAGGCGUAGAGAGAUUGCAGCCCUCCAUGGCCCAGCUGGCACUCACACCCACGCCUCGUUCCCCAGACGCGCUCCCGCUGCGGCAUUACGCGCACACAGCCUUCACUCCGCUGCCCUUCCACCGCGUGCGGGGCCGCAAUGUCAGGUUGAACAAUGACCGCACCGUGGCAGCCCGCACCGAGACAGAGUAUUCCCAUGGAUAUGUGUUCACCGCCCGGCCGCUACGGCCCGGGGAGCGCCUAGUGGUGCAGGUGUUACAUGUGGAGGCUAUGUAUGUGGGCGCCCUGGCCUUCGGGCUGACAUCUGCCAACCCUGCGGGCCUUGAACCCUCAGAGUUGCCUGAGGACUGUGACCUGCUGCUGGACCGCCUCGAGUACUGGGUGGUGAGCAAGGACGUGGCGGCGUCCCCACAGCCUGCUGAUGAGCUGGCCUUCGCCCUCUCCCACCAAGGCGAGGUGACCUUCUCACGUAAUGGCGCCGCCCCUCAGGUCUUCAUGCACGUUGACCACACGCUGCAGCUUUGGGCCUUCUUCGAUGUGUACGGCAACACGAGCAAGAUCAGGAGUUUGGGUGUGACGCACGACCCGGCGCCCCCACAGCAGCCAGCCUCUAGCUCCCCUCCUCGGCGGCCAGAACCCGUGGGUCGGCCUGCACACCCACAGCUGUCACGGGCGUCCCCUCUGGUUGUCAGCCUCCCGCCCAGUCCACCCUCCCCACCUACCACCCACACCCACAACGCCUCUCCACCUCCCCCACUGCCGGCGCCACGAGAACCCAUCAGCGGGCACGGUACCAUGUCCUCGGUGUAUAGCGGAGCCUACAUGGAGCCUGUGUCCGCCUCCUCCACUCUCACCUCCAGGGGCGACCUGCCACCAGGCCCCGCCCUGCACGAGUGUACGGUGUGCUACGAGAAGCCAGUGGACUCGGUGCUGUACAUGUGCGGACACAUGUGUAUGUGUUACGAGUGUGCCCUGCAGCAGUGGCGGGGGCGGGGCGGGGGUCAGUGCCCCAUCUGCCGCGCUGUCAUCCGGGACGUGAUUCGCACGUACCGGUCAUGACGGGGCCCGCGCCUGCCCUCCUGUCCCUUGCCCCGCCCACCCUCACCCGCGGCCCAGCAGGCCUGUGGCGGGGGCGUCGGUGUGGGUGACCCGUGAUACCUGCUCAUACCAAAGGUGGUUGAUUACAGUGCCGAGCCUGGCGCCGGCCAGGGCCACGUUGUCUAGUCCCGCCCUGCCGCGCAUACCCCAGUAUGUGCCGCGCCCGUGUGUGUGUGCGUGUGUGUAUGUGUUUAUGUCUGCGCGUGCGGUGUGCCGCCGCACUUACCUCUGGUCUAAGUCAGCUGUGGUAGUGUGUACAUAGCGAGGCCGUGGGGACAGUCACACCCCCGCCCGCGGCCCUCCUCUGUCCCCCCUCUGUACAUAGCUCGCAGUAACUUAUGGGCCCAGCGCCCCCCCUUUGUAAGCCCUGUCAUUAUUUUAUACUUGGAUCAUAUGUGAAUGUUUUUAUAUUUCCAUCAUUGCAUUCAUUGGUCAUUGCUGUGGAGAACAAACUGGUGUCUGUCAUAAACAUCAUCACCAUUUAGGUAAAUCGAUAAUAAAAUAUUUUAAAGUAA
This is a messenger RNA of Portunus trituberculatus (swimming crab), 2747 nucleotides long. It is a transcript of the gene neur, whose product is annotated as protein neuralized-like. Bases 385 to 2193 code for a protein of 602 amino acids. The transcript is spliced from 3 exons. NCBI's taxonomy places the organism in Eukaryota, Metazoa, Arthropoda, Malacostraca, Decapoda, Portunidae. The record is from RefSeq and is a predicted model, not a curated record. Gene Ontology annotation, molecular function: ubiquitin protein ligase activity.